UGUAUCUCUAUCUUUCGGUUCGGUUCAGUUUGCUUGCGACCGUUACAACAGCCAGUUGAUUCGAAGCGGAGCGAUUCGUGGAUUCGUUGUCAUCGUGUCGUCGUCGUUUUGUCGUUGAUUUCCGUUUGUGCAUGCAGAUAAAGCCAGGUCUUAACUUGAUUCUGGACUGGGCCCAAAAUCGAAAUCGAAACCGAAGUGGGCUAAUGGAAAAUAAACAAACAAACAAAGCUCGAAUUUUGUUUGCCGCGCAUUAAAAAAAAUCUAAAACCUUGCCAUCUAAUAUUGGUGGUAUAAAAAAUGAGUAUUACCUAAGAAAAACAAAAAUAAUUCAGUGCGGUUAUAAAAUACAAAAUAUUUAACAAAAUAGUUGCAAAAAGUCAACAGAAAAGUGCAAAGAAAUAAAUCUCAAGAAAACCGAGAUAAACAAAGUAUUUGGUGCGACCUAAAGUGAUUUUCUCAGCGUGUGUCUUUGGGAUAUAAGCGAAAAACCAGCAAAAUUUACUGCUUUGGAAACUCCGCUCUCAACAUAAGCACCAACAACAACACCAUCAACCCCCCCGGCGGCAGCAGCACCCACCUCCAGAUUCAGCACCACCAGGCUCAGCACCACCCCCAAAACAGUGCGAGAAUGCUGUUCGAGAAUCCGGCGGUUGCGGCCAAGUUGCCCUUUCCGUACAACGUGCCCCCGCCCCUGCAGGCGGCGGCGGCAGCAGCGGCGGCUGUCCCAAAUCUAAGGUUUCAGACACCCAUUAAAGCGUUUGCCUGCCUGACAGCAGCCACAAGGUCAGUAUCGGAGAUGAACGCCACUUCUCUAUAUGCCGGCAAUCCCAUGGAGAACGCGGCCGCAGCAGCCGCCGCCGCAGCAGCGGGCUUGAUUGACCCGCACCACAAUCGUGAUCUCCACCAGGCGCUGGUGGCCUCGAUAGCCAAUAAUAGUGUGGCCGCCAUCGGCGGUGGCCUGACCACAGCGGCAGUCUUGAAGAGUGCCGCCCAGCAGUCCCAGCAGGCCGUGCAACAGAACCAGAACGCGGUGGUGGUACCACCCGGACUGGAGCAGCCCAAACAGGAACCAGCCCAACAGGCGGCACUGGCGCUGCUCAAGGAGAAUGUAAACGCCUCCGCCGGAGCGGGACAGAACAACGGUCAGGCGGCCAUGGGGGGCAGCAACAAGAGCGGCUCCUCCGGCAGAUCCACGCCCAGCCUGAGCGGAGGCAGUGGCUCCGAUCCGGCACCCGGCAAACUCUUUGUCGGCGGUCUCAGCUGGCAGACGUCGUCCGAUAAGCUCAAGGAAUACUUCAACAUGUUCGGCACCGUCACCGAUGUGCUCAUCAUGAAGGAUCCCGUCACCCAGCGCAGUCGCGGCUUUGGUUUCAUCACAUUCCAAGAACCCUGCACCGUGGAGAAGGUUCUCAAGGUGCCCAUUCACACACUCGAUGGCAAGAAGAUCGAUCCCAAGCAUGCCACCCCAAAGAACCGACCUCGCCAGGCCAACAAGACCAAGAAGAUCUUCGUGGGCGGCGUCUCGCAGGAUACUUCCGCCGAGGAGGUCAAGGCAUACUUCAGCCAGUUCGGACCCGUCGAGGAGACGGUUAUGCUGAUGGACCAGCAGACGAAGCGCCACCGUGGCUUCGGAUUUGUCACCUUUGAGAAUGAGGAUGUGGUCGAUCGUGUCUGUGAGAUUCACUUCCACACCAUCAAGAACAAGAAGGUCGAGUGCAAGAAGGCACAGCCAAAGGAAGCAGUCACCCCGGCUGCCCAGCUCCUUCAGAAGCGCAUUAUGUUGGGCACCCUGGGCGUCCAGCUGCCUACAGCUCCUGGCCAGCUGAUUGGAGCCCGUGGUGCCGGCGUGGCCACCAUGAACCCACUGGCCAUGCUCCAAAAUCCCACACAGCUACUGCAAUCCCCGGCAGCUGCCGCUGCCGCCCAGCAGGCCGCCCUCAUAUCACAGAACCCAUUUCAAGUACAAAACGCCGCUGCGGCAGCCUCGAUCGCCAAUCAGGCUGGCUUCGGCAAGUUGUUGACCACAUAUCCGCAGACUGCGCUGCACAGCGUCAGAUAUGCACCCUACUCGAUCCCCGCCAGCGCCGCCACUGCCAACGCCGCCUUGAUGCAGGCUCAUCAGGCGCAAAGCGUGGCCGCCGCUGCCCAUCAUCACCAGCAGCAGCAACAGCAGCAGCAUCAUCACCAGCAGCAGACCCACAAUGCCCAUGUGGCCGCCGCCCAGCAGCAGCAGCAGAGCCACCACAACGCCGUCUCGAAUCCCGCUUCGCAGGCGCACUCGGCAGCAGCGGCUGCCGCCUUGGCGGCCAAUGCCGCGAAUGGGGCAGGUGCCGCUGGAGCCCACAGCCUGGCCGCUGCCGCUCAGCAAGCUGGCUUAAUGGCCGGCAAUCCCCUGAAUGCCGCUGCUGCCGCCGCCGCCGCUGCUGCCAAUCCGGCGGCUGCCUACUCCAACUAUGCGCUGGCCAACGUGGACAUGUCCAGCUUCCAGGGCGUCGAUUGGAGCACCAUGUACGGCAUGGGCAUGUACGUCUAAGACGCGGGUUUUGUUUGGUAAUUUGAAUGAAACACUCUCACAAUGCAUACACCAUUCACAGCCACCCAUACACCCACUACCACUACCACAUGUGAACAGCAGCCCUAGUAAUAGAUCCAUACGAAAUACACAAUGCCCCCCCAAAUCCAUUAACAUUCAUAGAAUCACACACAAACACUCAUACGAAGUUGGUUUUCCUUUGAGUUUGGCUAAGUUAGUAGUCCGAUACACGGAAGGCAAAUUAAGUAUUAUAUUUAAGGCGUCCUCGGGCGAGUUCGAUAAAUACUAACUAAUAUAUAUAUAUAUAACAAAUCAUAAGCAAUAUAAGCGAGAAAUCAAGAACAAAAACGGAAGCAAAGCAAAGCGAAAUCAAGGAAAAACAAAAUUCAAAACCAAAAAGCAAAAAUUACGGAGCGUUAGAGAAGCAAAAGAACGAAGGAAAACACAUUAAAAAACCACCGAUUGUGAUUGCGUUUAAAUGUAGCCGUUAAUAUAUAAUUUUUAGUGCAUAAAAGAAAACCAUUAAACCUAAAUUAAAAUAAACCUAAAUAAAAACUAAACGUAUAUAUAAAUAUACAUACAUAUUUAUAAAAUGCAAGAGCAAGGAAUGAAUCUUAUAAGUUAACUCACGCUCGUAUAACCAAGAAUGGCGCUCACUAAUUAAAAAGAUCAAAAAAUUGUUCUUUUUUUGAGCCCUAAACUCAGCUGAAAUGAAUGAGAAACUCCUGCAAGGGCAGUAUUAAUUAAUUGAAUGAAACAGCGAAGGAAAACGUUUUGCUCAAGACAAAGAACUAUUAAUUAUUGUUUAAAUCAGCGAUGAAACCCUAAAUUAGACUAUCAUUUUAGACGUUUAGUUGAGUUCGAAUUUAAUUCACCCAGCAUAGAAUACAACAACAGAGUUAACCAAUCACUAACGAACAUCACCAACUCACCUACACGAAAACUAUAUAUCCUCCUAUAUCCUCCUACCUUCUAUCUACCCCAAUCUGUUCUUGUACUUAAUUAUAUAACAAUUACAAAUACCACAACAAACAAACCAAAAUAUCGUUGUGUUUUAUGUGUGCGACUCUUUUUUGAUUUAGUUCUAUAGCUAGUUUAGUCUGCACUCAAUCUCAAACAUUUGUAGCAAGUAACUAAAUAACCAUUUGUUGAACAUUUUGGCAUUUGGUUCUCAAGGCUAGCGGCUUCAUUUAUAGAUCCUAAGAUAUUCAACGGAGAACGAGUCCUUAGGGCACUACUAAUAUUUUAGAUCCUUCGACCUAUUUCCGAAUCACCAAGUCUUUCAUUUGCAUAACCAUCCAAACAGCUCAUGAACCAGGUAACAUAACUUUACUGUAGCUUAUUGUUUUAAAUGGCACAAUCUUAGUUAUUAAUAUUAUUUUGUAAUUACCCUUAUCUGUAGCAUUUGCAUUUGAUUUUGCAUUCGGCAAAUACUUCACCCAUUGAAACCAAGAAAAUGAUCGAAUUAAGAAGAAACCCGGGGCAGAUGCUCCUGGAUAGUUAUGUAUUUGUCUCAUUUGAAUCGCUUGCAUGCUUGAAGUUUAAUUUUAGUUACUAGUUAUCAUUUGGAAAGUAAUAUUUUGCGUAUGUAAAUAUCUAGUUUAUAUACACCCACACACACACAUUAUAUGGAAAACAAUGAAACAUUUGAAGUAAUUUUUGUGUUUAAUAAAAACCAACGAACAAAACAACAAACAACUUUGCCAUGAGUUGAGCAAACAUUUGUGUUUUCUUAUGAUUUGAUUAAUUUGAUUGUACAUAUACUUGACCACAUUUAUCUGUAUUAUUUGAUUUGAUUUGAUUUAUCUCGUAAUCCACACACUAUUGUAUCUGUUGUUGUGCUGUGCUGUCUUUCUCUCUAUUAUCUGUUAUCUGCUCCUCUUAGCCAUGUGUAGAACUUAUUACAUUUCGAUGCAUUUGCCAGUACCAAAAAGUUAACGAUUGUGCGAUUGUGGCGAAUUGUUUAUAAUUCCUGUAGAUUUUCGAUAUCGACUCGGGGGGUGAGUAUGAUGUAAUAUUGUUUCGUACGUAUACCAAAGAUAAUGCAUAUUAACCAAAAUUCAUUUUACAUUUGCUGGGCCGAAGUCGAGGCUCAAAUCCCACAUCUCCAUUUGCAGAAACUAAUUUAUUUAUUUAUUGUUUACGCUUAAGAAUCUAACACAUUCCAGACAUGCUAUGGUGCCAUUUACUUAUCCAUAUUAAUAUUUAUAAUUUUUGUAACUCGUCUGUCAGAUCUCGAUCUCAGAACAAUUGCUUUUAGCAUAAGGUUGAUUUUACCCUGCCAAUCCAAGAUGAUUCUUACGAAUUCCUUUCUUAUUGACUACACACACACACUUUGUUCUAUUGACAUUAUUUAUAAAGAAACCAAAUAAAAAUAUUUAUAUUUGAUUACUGCAUUUUCCAUUUAUUUCUAUUAGCCGAUUAAGCAAGAAGUCAAAAAAUGCUCCCAUAGUUGCCUAAGUUCAUUGUAGUUCAUUUGGAAUAACUUAUAGUUUUUGUUUACUUAUCCGUAUGCUUCAAUAUUCAUUCAGAGCGACAAAGUGUCGGCGAAUUACUUAGAUAUUUGUAAUCGUAACAGUUUCAACAGUCUGAAUUCGAUAUAUCUUAUAUCCAAUGAAAUGUUUUAUUUCCCAUUCUCGUACCAAAGAUAUAUACCCAAAGUAGUAGCUUGCUAAUUUUGAUAUAUAGUAAACAGAUCGAACAUACGUAGCUCUAUAAAAUAUAUACAUAUACAUAUAUCUAUUUUUUUGUUACCAAUGUUAAUACAAACAAAUUUGCUCAAAAUGAAGGACUGGUUGAUAUGAAUUGAAUUAUUAAUUUUAUUUUAAAGGAAAAAUUAACGUAUUAUCGACCAGUCCUAAACAUCCAUAGAAUUUUAAAAUAUAAUCUGUAUUUUUGACUUGUUUACGUGUGGUUAGUCUCAUCAAGAGUUUUAAUAUAUACAUAGUUUUCAAGCAUUAUUUAUCGGGCCUACAAACUACAAAAGAACUUGCUGUAAUAUAGUAACAACAUUACACACUCCGAAUUGGACAUUAUCAUUUCGUUCUACUUGUAGGUUUACAACCAACUUUUUGACAUACAACAUGUUUAGAUAACCAUAGUUAAUUAAACCUUUUUAAUAGAUAUAUACACCCAUUUAUAAAACAAAACGCAUGAUGAAACAUGUACAGUAGUCAAUUGAGUAAAACCUUUAUAUAUACAACGGCAAUUUCAUAUCAUCUGUCACAGUUGAAAUCCCAGCCGAGAUUCCUGAAGUCCCCCAUUUAGGAAGACAUUAGCAUUAACUACUUACAUACCUACAUCAUACACACAUACAUCAUAUGACAAUAAGAUCAACUGUGUUUCAGCAUUCAAGUGUCAGUAUUCGUAAACCAAAUUACCUAACAAACUGAGAAAAGUACUUAUACUAUGCAAUCGACAAGAAAACCAAUCCUAGGGAACCUUUUGGAUUUGGAUUCGGAUCGAGCAGCGUUUUAGAAAUUGAAAUAGUUGGAUUAGAUAGCCUUUGAAACAUGUUCUCUCGCGGAACUACAUACAUGUAUAGUGGCGAAAACUUUAUAGAUAUUUACAUGCAUAUAUACAGAUAGAACAUAAACGAUGAUAUUUAGCAAGACCGUGAUAUAUUCAAUUAGUAAAACCAAAACAAAAAAUUAUAUAUUAUAUGUAUAUAUCAAUUAUACGAGUAUAUUGAGGCGUCUCUCAAAAUGUGUCAAAUUGCAUACUUAGAGUAGAAUUUUUGGUAUACCCAGAGAAAACCAGGGAAUAAAAAAAAACAAGUAAACAUUUCAUCAACUGUUGUUGUGAAGGCUACAAAACAACGCAUAUCACUUUGAUGGUGUCAGAUCCAAAAGUUUUCGAGAUUUACCCAUGAAAACCAAACUGAAUUUACGAAAAGAGGUUUGCUGAAGAAUUCUCCAGAAAAUAUGUUGAACCGAUCAACGAAAUCUUGAAAACAGCGCAAGCAAGUAGUUUUCAUUUUGGAUAUGGUUUUAGAUAACCGAGCACGAGUGCAUCCAAUAUUGUUGAUUUGAGUGACUGAUGAGGACCAAAUUUGUAGUAAAAUUCAGAAAUCAGGUUAUUAGAUCCUAACAUAACGAAAGUGUAACCCAAAGUUAAAUAGUUUACUUAAAGUAUUUUUAUUUCGAGACCUGGCAUUUUUUGGCUUCUUGCUUAUUGUUUGGCGUUCCAAUAUUGUUUUUUAUCAACCAAAGCGCUAUGAAAAAAAAAACACCGACACUAAUACAACCAAACACACACCAA
This is a messenger RNA of Drosophila simulans, 6793 nucleotides long. RefSeq names its product poly(U)-binding-splicing factor PUF60-B (gene msi). Bases 629 to 2533 code for a protein of 634 amino acids. The record is from RefSeq and is a predicted model, not a curated record. NCBI's taxonomy places the organism in Eukaryota, Metazoa, Arthropoda, Insecta, Diptera, Drosophilidae. Gene Ontology annotation, molecular function: RNA binding. The transcript is spliced from 7 exons. Gene Ontology annotation, cellular component: cytoplasm.